UUCGUCUUGAUCUCCUCCAGCUUUACCAUCGUUGAUCACAGGGAAAAGUUCAAAUUUGAUAGCACAGUGCUGCCGUCUCAAAUGGAGCCUCAGAUCUCGGUCCAGUCGACCGACCUCGCCCUUCCUGCCACGCUUCCCGCUCCGGAUUCCCAGCACACAACCUCGGUCGCCGAAUCAAGGUCGGCCUCCAGCAGGACAUCUGCCAUCUUGGAUUUCGCCAGCAAUGCCAUCGAGUCUGCCGCUCUCAGGGACGGUUUGAAGCUGAUUGUUCUCGGCGGAGCAUUGGAGGCGGCUAGGAGAGGAUGCGGUCUUGUCGCGCAGCAGAUACUUGAGCAAUUUACCAUUCACGCUUUGUUCGUUGAUACCGACAUCUCUUACGACUGGCUCCUAGCCUGGCUAUCUACGAAAUCGAACCAAUCCUCGGCCCGGAGGUUUCAAGUUUCCAUCCACGGUACCGACCCUAACGCCACGUGGGCGAACGCAGAAGCCGGGACGGGUGGGGAUGGGUUCGCGUUCCUUCCGAGUCCCGAUGGAGUGAGAUGGAGCACUUUUGAAGGAAGGCUGAUCCGCUUCGUACGGGUCGUCGACAAGAGGGGGUUGAGCGAUCCGAGGGAGAGCCUGGAAGUCACCGUAUUUGCCAAAUCGCAAGAGAUCAUCAAGAGACUCGUCGAACAAGCUCGGCUCGUUCAUCAAGCUCGCGAUCAGGGCAAAGUUGUAGUGUACACCCCGUCCCGUCAAUCAUGGCAACGUUCCGCCGCUCGGCCACCUCGAAAGCUCGAAUCGAUCGUUUUGCCUCGGGGAGUCAAGGAGGGGGUCGUCAAGGACGUCAUCGAGUUCUUCCAAGCAGCCGAAUGGUACGCCGACCGAGGCAUUCCCCAUCGCCGAGGAUACCUCUUGCACGGAGUACCUGGUUCUGGAAAGACAUCGCUUAUAACAGCAGUGGCGGGACGUCUCGGCUUGGACUUGUUCGUGAUCAACCUCGCUCAGAAAGGAUUAGAUGAUCAAACUCUCCAGACGUUAGCUGGGGCUGUUACAGAGCGCGGUCUCUUGCUGUUCGAAGACAUAGACUGUGCCUUUCCGAGCAGAGAAGACUUGCUCGACGCCGAAGAGAACCCUAGGAAGAAGAAGUUGGGCAAGCCGGCACAAGCCGCUUCAGGAGUCACCUUGUCCGGUCUACUCAAUUGCAUGGACGGCGUACUCACUCAGGAAGGAUGCGUGCUGUUCGCAACGACGAACCAUGUCGAAGCAUUAGAUCCAGCAUUGAAGAGGCCGGGUAGAAUGGAUGUAUGGAUCGAGUUCAAGAACGCAACCAAAGAGCAGGCCGAAGAUCUUUUUCUGCAUUUCUAUCCAUCGACAGAAGAGACUCGAACAGAGAUCCGUGACUGGGCUCAUCGAUACUCUCAAGGCAUCCCCGAAAACAAGUACCCUGUCGCUGCGCUCCAAGGUCACUUGAUGCAACACAAGGGCUUGCCAAAGAGGGCGGUGGAAAGUCUUGAUGAAUGGCUUUCAACGAACGGAGGAAGGGUUACGGCAGUAUGAUCCAGAUCGGAUCCACAGUUCAGGAUGAAUGCGCCCGGAUGUGCAAAAUUUCCAGGAUCACGAUAUCAACGACGAAGAUCAAUUACGCAAGAUACGAAACAAGACUUUGAAAGACUAGAUAGACAUGCUUU
This is a messenger RNA of Filobasidium floriforme, 1670 nucleotides long. RefSeq names its product P-loop containing nucleoside triphosphate hydrolase protein. Gene Ontology annotation, cellular component: mitochondrial inner membrane. Bases 82 to 1539 code for a protein of 485 amino acids. The transcript is spliced from 9 exons. Gene Ontology annotation, molecular function: ATP hydrolysis activity; ATP binding. Lineage: Eukaryota; Fungi; Basidiomycota; Tremellomycetes; Filobasidiales; Filobasidiaceae. The record is from RefSeq and is a predicted model, not a curated record. Gene Ontology annotation, biological process: protein insertion into mitochondrial inner membrane from matrix; mitochondrial respiratory chain complex III assembly.